AUGACAAAUCCUAUUGCACUAUCUAUCAAGACAUUUCAACGUGUGGACUUCUCAAUAGUCUCGGACGUCCAGCCAAUUCAUUUCUAUAUGAAGCGGCACAAAAAGAAACUUACUUGGCAAUCAGUUGUGAACCCGUUCACAAAACAGGUUUGGUUGGCCUUCAUGUUUACCAUUAUAGUCUUUGGAUUAAUAUUCCGGAAAUUCGUGAAAGACAAUAAAGGGGAACCUUGGACUAUAAGGAGAACGUACUGGUAUUUGAUGACAACGUUAAUGUAUCAAGGAGUCGACUGCAACAACGUGAAUCGUUCAUCUUCUAGAAUAGCAUUUGGCAUCUGGUUGCUCAUGACAACAGUCUUGAUCUGGGGUUACGCCGGAAUAUUGACGUCAUUUAUGGCCGUACAGACUGACGAACCGGUUCCGAACACAUUCGACGAAUUAGCAAGAGCCAUUAAAAGACGAGAAUAUACAUGUGUAGUGCUUCCACAUGUUUACUUAAAUCGAUACUUAAAUAAGAAUAUAUUUUCUGUGACUAUACUACAUAGAUGA
Molecule: messenger RNA, 546 nt
Organism: Centruroides sculpturatus (bark scorpion)
Lineage: Eukaryota; Metazoa; Arthropoda; Arachnida; Scorpiones; Buthidae
Exons: 4
Coding region: 1-546 (181 amino acids)
Cellular component (GO): membrane
Molecular function (GO): ligand-gated monoatomic ion channel activity
Source: RefSeq, a predicted model, not a curated record